CCAAUCCAACGCUGUUUUGAUUUCCAAACCACAAAUCCCUCAUCUUUACGCUCACAAGGAGCUCAAAUAUAAUUAAACCGUGCUACUUGAUGAAUCCAGUUACUUUAUUAUUAAGCUUCCAAACAAUCCCAUCAGUUUCACCACCGCCUCCAUGUUGUCUGAAUCCCCCGUGCCCCGUGCCGUACUCGUCUUCGCUUCCAUUGCCGUCUUCAUUUUGCUCCUCUACGGCGCUUCUGAUUCUCCCCCCUUCCUCUCCUCCUCCUCCUCCUCCUCCGGUUACUCCUUUAACAUCUUCCCUUCUCUCCUCGGCGGCAGCGAUUCUCAAAUCCCAAUUAAUGGUGGUGAUGAUUAUAAUAAGCUGGAGAAAGUUCUGAAAGAAGCUGCAAUGGAAGAUAAGACAGUAAUAAUUGCUACAUUAAAUGAAGCAUGGGCAGCUCCAAAUACAGUUAUUGAUUUAUUCCUUGAAAGCUUCAGAAUUGGUCAGGGAACGCGCAGGCUCUUGGAUCAUCUGGUGAUUGUUGCGUUGGAUGAAAAGGCGUAUAGGCGGUGUAUGGAAUUACAUACGCAUUGCUUUGCUCUUGUUACUCAAGGACUUGACUUUCAUGACGAGGCUUAUUUUAUGACCCAUGUCUAUUUGGAGAUGAUGUGGAGACGCAUUGAUUUCUUGCGCUCUCUUCUUGAAAUGGGGUAUAACUUUGUUUUCACGGAUGCUGAUAUCAUGUGGUUCAGGGACCCCUUUCCACGGUUUUUUCUGGAUGCUGAUUUCCAGAUUGCAUGCGAUCAUUUCUCAGGCAACUCCAGUGACAUACAAAACAGACCCAAUGGAGGCUUUAACUAUGUAAAGUCCAACAAACGCUCAAUAGAAUUUUACAAGUUCUGGUAUUCUUCACGGGAGACCUAUCCUGGCUUCCAUGAUCAGGAUGUCCUUAAUUUUAUCAAAUUUGAUCCUUUCAUUGAGAGCCUUGGAUUGAAGAUGAGAUUCUUGGACACUGCUUUCUUUGGGGGACUUUGUGAACCCAGCAAGGAUUUGAAUUUAGUUUGUACAAUGCAUGCAAAUUGUUGUUUUGGUUUGGAUAGCAAGCUCCAUGAUCUUGGAAUUAUGCUUCAGGAUUGGAAAACUUUUUUAUCUUUGCCACCAACCUUGAAACGAUCACUGUCUGUGUCUUGGAGGGUACCACAGAACUGCAGUCUUAAUUCUCUACAUCAACAUGAUUCUCCGGAAAAGAGUGUUCAACAAACUGUGGGACAUUGAACUGCGUGGGAUACUACUUUGAGGAACACUUCCCCUUCGCUUGCAGAAUGAGAAGGUAAGGUUUCUUGUUUUAAUGCAUCAAGUGAUGUCUUACAUAUAUGUUCCUGUGUUUUGUAUGUUACAUAGUUGGGUGAUAAAGCAUUGAAAUAGCUGAAAGGAAGUAUAGAAGAGAUACAUCAAAGAGAAAGAGAGAAAAUGGGCCCUACCUGAAUCUCGAUGACGAAAGAAGACUCUGCAGAAUGUUUGAGGUUGAUAGCAUAAUGCAUAAUCGCUUUAAGGCUUUGGAAUUCCUGUCAAAUAGGCAUCCUGAAGCACAGAUAGUGGGGCUAUCAUCCAAGUCUCACCUGAUAUUUCUUGUACACCUCCCCAUCUAAUCAUCUACUUUUCAUCAGCGCCAGCCUACUGAUAUCUGUUCAAAGUUUACAAGGCUGAUAUAUACUUCAAAUAAAUAGCCAACAAACAUUUCAUUGCCA
Messenger RNA from Populus trichocarpa (black cottonwood), 1725 nucleotides. RefSeq lists its product as uncharacterized. The coding region runs from base 152 to 1252 and encodes 366 amino acids. Lineage: Eukaryota; Viridiplantae; Streptophyta; Magnoliopsida; Malpighiales; Salicaceae. The record is from RefSeq and is a predicted model, not a curated record. The transcript has 4 exons.